This is a messenger RNA of Pangasianodon hypophthalmus (striped catfish), 2413 nucleotides long. RefSeq names its product guanine nucleotide binding protein (G protein), alpha 14a (gene gna14a). Gene Ontology annotation, molecular function: GTPase activity; GTPase activator activity; G-protein beta/gamma-subunit complex binding. The record is from RefSeq and is a predicted model, not a curated record. The transcript is spliced from 7 exons. Gene Ontology annotation, biological process: action potential; adenylate cyclase-modulating G protein-coupled receptor signaling pathway; phospholipase C-activating dopamine receptor signaling pathway. Lineage: Eukaryota; Metazoa; Chordata; Actinopteri; Siluriformes; Pangasiidae. The coding region runs from base 451 to 1515 and encodes 354 amino acids. Gene Ontology annotation, cellular component: heterotrimeric G-protein complex.
GUAAACUGUUCCAAUAUGCAAAUGAGUAUAGAUGAUGUCAUGAAUAUGCAAAUCAGCUCUGCUGUCAUUUAGCGCCUUUCAGACUUGUUGCGCAUGCGCUAACUACUAACACUACUUUUCCUCUUGAAACUCGUGUCUUCUGGGCGCAGGGACACGGAGAGAAGCCAAGAACUGAGGAGGAUGAAGGGAUAAAAAUGAAAAAGGUGAAAAAAGUGAAAAAGGGAAGCGAGUAACGGACGUUGUACGUGAUAUUUACACUAAGAUUAUAGACACAGCUGGACUCUGAGGGGAGCGCGCGCAUGACUUAAAGAGCAACAGCUCAGCUGAGGGAAAGAUACAGGCGUUCUGUUGUAGGUGAAAUUAGGUGUGUGUGUGUGUGUGUGUGUGUGUGAGAGAGAGAGAGAGAGAGAGAGAGAGAGGAAGAAGUGUGGUCAGAGAGAGGGAGAAGUGAUGGCGGGGUGUUGUUUGUCCGCGGAGGAGAAGGAGCGCAGGAGAAUCAAUCAGGAGAUCGACAAGCAGCUCAGGCGUGAUAAGAAUGACUCCAGGAGAGAGCUGAAGCUCCUGCUGCUGGGUACAGGUGAGAGCGGGAAGAGUACCUUUAUUAAACAGAUGCGCAUCAUUCACGGCGCCGGCUACACUGAGGAAGACAGGAAAACUUUCACGAAGCUGGUGUUCCAGAAUAUCAUCACGGCCAUGCAGUCCAUGAUCAGAGCUAUGGAGACGCUGUCAAUAUCACUGGGCAGUCCCGACAACCAGGCCCAUGCUGACUUGCUGAUCGAGGUGGAUGUUGAUAAGAUGAUGGAGCUGGAGGAAAGUUAUGUGGAAGCCAUCCGCUGCCUAUGGAAGGAUCCAGGCAUCAUUGAAUGUUACGACCGCCGCCGGGAAUACCAGCUAACUGACUCUGCCAAAUAUUACCUGAGUGAUUUGGAUCGCAUUGCUGAUCCAGGAUAUGUGCCCACUGAGCAAGACAUCCUGAGGGUACGAGUGCCCACCACUGGUAUCAUUGAGUACCCAUUUGACCUGGAAAAUGUCAUCUUCAGGAUGGUGGAUGUGGGAGGACAGAGGUCCGAGCGCAGGAAGUGGAUCCACUGCUUCGAGAACGUGACCUCCAUUAUCUUCCUAGUGGCAUUGAGCGAAUACGACCAAGUCCUCGUUGAGUGCGACAACGAGAACCGUAUGGAGGAGAGUAAAGCUCUUUUUAAGACCAUCAUCACGUACCCAUGGUUCCAGCAGUCUUCAGUCAUCCUCUUCCUCAAUAAAACGGACAUUCUGAAGGAGAAGAUUGUCUACUCCCAUCUAGCCACUUACUUUCCAGAGUUCACAGGCCCCCAGGGUGACCCUAAAGCAGCGCAGGAGUUUAUUCUGAAGAUGUACCAGGAGCAGAACCCCGACAAAGACAAGACCAUCUACUCCCACUUCACGUGCGCCACUGACACCGAGAACAUCCGCCUGAUCUUCGCCGCGGUGAAGGACACCAUCCUGAGAAGCAAUCUGAAAGAUUUCAAUCUAGUCUAAACCAGGUUUUCAGAACUAAGCCUUAAGCUCUUCCUCUCUCACCUUCUCACAGAACUUCCUUCACAUUUUCUCUCAGUCUCUAUUCUGGAUGGCAAAAAGAACCUCCAGAAGUGAUUAGGGGAAGGACUCAGGGACUGAAUUGGGAUAGGAGCUUCAGGUUCACACUUCACUGUGGCCUUAUUCUGAGUCUGAAGAAGCAGUUUGUCUCUUUUUGGAGCUUCUUCUGAGGCUGUAACACACUAAAUAGAUGAAAGUAAUUCAGAUGUAGCUGCUGAGGAUUGAGUUGCUGAAUGUAGUAGUGAUUUUGGGAAAGGGCAUGAUGUUUAAGAUUUUCUGAAUAUCUAAGGUAAGGGCAUGAUUUUCUGAAUGUCUAAGGAAAUUACUUGUUUGUCUUUUAUUGUACAUGUACAGAAAUGCUUACGAAUAGGCAAAAUUACAGAAGUGCAGAAAGUUUACUUUUGUAGCAAUAUGCAUACACAAAAACAACUGAAGGGAGAAAAUGCCUUCAUUGUGCCUUAACUUAGAUGCACUUGCCUUAAGUCGAAUUGUGAAAGGUCAACGGUAUGCUAUUUAUUUUUAGUUUAAACAACAAUGUAAAUUUCUUUCAAAUAAAACUUGUAUGUUUUGGAAAAAAUUAACCCUAUACUGUUUUCCUCCUCUCACGAUGCAACGUAAAAUUGCUGUUAAGAAUCCUUUUGAGAAUGUCUGAGAAAGUAAAACUAUCUUUACUACCUUUGAUGACAUCUCUGACAAUAAUGGCUUCCUGGUGUAUAAAAUGUGUAGUUAAUGUAUUUUGUGAUAUUUCUUCCACAGAUGUAUCUUCUCUGUAUUUAAACCAAAUGUUAUAUUUAGACUGAAUAAAUAAGAAAUACCUUGUACUCUCAAAACUGUCUUAACU